Cuscuta europaea is the source of this 1267-nucleotide messenger RNA. The record is from the annotation of a GenBank genome assembly. NCBI's taxonomy places the organism in Eukaryota, Viridiplantae, Streptophyta, Magnoliopsida, Solanales, Convolvulaceae.
CCCGAUAUUACAAGGGUCAUACCGGUUAGAUGGGCGCAACUACCUUCAAUGGGCCCAGCUUGUUCGUACCACUCUUAGAGGACGCAAAAGAAUUAGUCACAUCGAAGGCAAAGCCCCUGCUGAGACAGAUCCACACUAUGAAACAUGGGUUGAUGAGGAUUCUCUCAUUAUGACCUGGUUUUGGCACUCUGACUCCGGAGGUUAGUAGGAAUUAUAUGUUUUUCGCAACUGUUGGGGAGAUUUGGAAGAAUCUGGCAGAAACAUAUUCCAUGAAACAAGAUCUCUCAGCAUGUUUUGAAUUGGAAAAUAAAGUCUUUAAUACUAAGCAGGGAACUCUCUCUGUAACUGACUAUUAUGGCACUCUAAAUGGUCUCUGGAUCGAAUUAGAUCAGUAUCAAAGUUUGACAAUGAAGUGUGAUGAAGACUCCACUGCACUAACCCAAUUUAUUGAAAGAACACGGAUAUUUAAGUUUCUCUCUGGGCUCAACUCUGAAUUUGAUCCCAUUCGGGUUCAAAUUUUUGGUAAUAAGAAACUGUCAUCUCUUUCAGAAGUCUUUCAUACUGUUCGUGGUGAUGAAAGUAGGAGGUCGGUGAUGAUGGAAGAGAAAUCAGUUGAUGGUUCAGCUUUAGCCACCGGAAAGGGUUCCAUACAAGGAUCCACUUUGAGAGGCCCCAUUUUGAAGUCCAACAGUGAAGAUCGAUGGUGCAGUUACUGUAAAAAAUCUGGUCAUUCAAAGGACACAUGUUUCAAACUGCAUGGAAGGGAUAAAGUCCUUGGACGUAUAAGCGGGUCCAAAAAUAUUGUUCAGAGACGUGCAAAUCACACUGUUUCUAAUCUGAAAUUGAAGGCAAUCCACCUAGUUCACCCACAGAAGAUAUCCCCGGCCUUAGCAAAGCAGAACUUGAGCGCCUAAGAGCACUUAUGGACUCCUUGAGUACACCCACUGGUAAUUGUUCUCUAACAAUGACUGGAUCUUGCCACGGGGAAGACGAUUGGAAUUGCUAAGGAACGGGACGGGUUAUACUCUCUGCCGUAUAAGGAAAGUAUUUGUCAUCAAGCGAGUUCAGAACCUUGGAAUUCCUCUCAAAUAUGGUUGCAUCACAAACGUCUUGGGCAUCCUCCCUUUAAAGUUGUUCGGGCCAUGUUUCCCCAUUUAUUUACAAAAUUGUCAGUUGAGUCUUUUCACUGUGAUGUAUGUCAAUUUUCCAAACAUCAUCGUUCCACGUUUUUUCCUAGUAAUAAUAAAAGUGCCCAACCUUUUGAUUU